Messenger RNA from Drosophila busckii, 1480 nucleotides. RefSeq names its product regulator of nonsense transcripts 3B (gene Upf3). Lineage: Eukaryota; Metazoa; Arthropoda; Insecta; Diptera; Drosophilidae. Gene Ontology annotation, biological process: nuclear-transcribed mRNA catabolic process, nonsense-mediated decay; positive regulation of translation. Bases 60 to 1442 code for a protein of 460 amino acids. Gene Ontology annotation, cellular component: nucleolus; cytoplasm. The transcript is spliced from 3 exons. Gene Ontology annotation, molecular function: mRNA binding. The record is from RefSeq and is a predicted model, not a curated record.
CUCACAUGUAUGUUCGAGAAAAAUUAAUAACAUAAAGCAUAACAAGCUAUUUAAAUAAAAUGGAAAAAACUCGAAGCAAGAGGCAACGCGAGAAAAAGGACAAAUCUUGUCAGCUAAUACGGAUUGUUGUUCGGCAUUUGCCUCCAACCAUGACCGAAAAGGAAUUUCUCGCUCAGGUAGACCCUUUGCCGGAAAACGAUUCGUAUUAUUAUUGCCCAGCGGAUUGGUCCCUCGGCCAAGAAGCAACUUGCCGGGCCUACAUUGAUAUAUCUACCAAGGAUACUAACGACGUGCUGCAAUUUCGAGAUCGUUUCGAUGGAUACGUUUUUGUAGAUUCGAGGGGCUCUGAAUACAUUGCUAUUGUAGAAUAUGCCCCAUUUCAAUCUCUUCUAAAGAACAAAGCACGCGGUCACGAUAACAAAAUAAAUACCAUUGAGCAAGAACAACAUUUUCAAGAGUUUCUGCAAAGUUUGGAGGAAGAACGUGAAGAUGCAAAUCGAUUGAGCGAUGUAAAGAUUGAUUUCUCAUUCGACCUUAAGAAUGAUGAAAAAGUCAAGUCGACGCCUUUGCUGCAGUACUUGUCAAACAAAAAGGAAAAGAGGCGUGAAGAAGCGCGUAAACGUAACGAAGAAAAGCGGAAACAACGCGAAGAACAGAAACAGUUACGUUUGUUGGAAUCGACACAAAUCAAGCCAAAGGAAGCUGCCUCUAAUGAAAACAAAAAGGUCACAAAUAAUUCAAAAAAGACAUCAGGCAAAGAGGUAUUAGCCACUCCUGAGAUCACAAAGUCGUCGCGUUCUACGCGGCGCAGCGAGAGGGAUCAGAGACGACGCGAAGAACAUGAGCAGCGUAAAUUAGUUCGUGAGCGUGAGAAAAAGUUAUAUGAGAAAAGGCCUGAUGCUGAGAAAGGAAAAUCCCAAGCUAAUGAGUCAAAACAACUAGAGAAGGAAAUUGUAAUUUUAAAGAAGGAAAUUGUGCCAAUGACUGAUGCGCAAAAGACAGCAGAUCUAUGUGCAGAGAGUUCCAUAAAGAACACUGACGGUAACGAUCCAUCUAAAAUUCUCCAUAAAAAUAGUAGAUCAACAGCAAAAUCAUAUUGUAAUCUAACCCCUGAAAGUAAGGAAGUUAAAACAAGUAACAGGCUCAAAUCCUCAGAUGAUCGUCGCAUAAGAAAUAAGGAUCGACCAUCCAGAGCCAUAUACCAGCCCAAAGUACGUUUACGUCAGGGCUCAGAAGAAAAUUCACCAAGCGAUGGCAAGGAUCAAGGUCGUACAGCUGAAGAAGCAGUCUAUUGCAAUUUACCAGGGGAAAAAGUCAAGAUCAAACGAUUUGGCAGACGUAAUAGACAAAAACCAAACCAGAAUAAAGAGAGUGCUGAGUACGCACGACGUCCGUCGAAAUCUUCAGAGAGCAGCACAAGCACACACUCUACCUUAAAAUAAAAUAAACGCGUAUGUUGCUCAAAUAUUUAUUAUUUUUA